Messenger RNA from Mesorhabditis belari, 300 nucleotides. NCBI's taxonomy places the organism in Eukaryota, Metazoa, Nematoda, Chromadorea, Rhabditida, Rhabditidae. The record is from the annotation of a GenBank genome assembly.
AUGCGAAUGCUGGCCACAGCGGCCUUGCCCCACUCAUUGACCAGUCAUUCUCAAGAUGACGAGGAUGACGGGGCAAGCUCAGACCCGCUAGUCCCACAAUACUGUGACGCUUUCGAUCAUUUGAGUCUCUCGGGAAAACUGAGUCCCGGCGGAUCAGCGAUUUCCACGAAUUUCUUCACCUCAUCCACUUCUCCGUCACCAUUUCAUAAAGAAGUGAAAAUCGAGUUGAUGCACGAUUUGAUCCCCUACCCGCACAGUAUCGCCUCAAGCUCUUAUCAGAGCGGACGAGGUGAGCGAGGU